CAAGCGGUUAGGUUAUCUGCAGUAAAUCGGUCGGAGACUCAAUUCCGUUUCCGAGUUAGGACGGCGGCAACGGUAGAGAUUCGUUUCUUCACGAACAGGGGAUUGUCGGAGCCCGACUGUUUUUUUUGGGUAGAUGUCAGGUAAAAACAUUUUGAGAAAGUAAUGAUAGCUGUUUUCUUGUGGUGAAAUGAUUAUUAGAAAGCAAUUUUGCAGCAAUUGCUAUAUCUUGUUUCGUCCUCACACCAAAAGCUUAUCUUCAGCAACCGUAGAGUCAAGUUUGAAUGACAUAGAAACCCAAAUUAGAUCAUUAUGUGAUAAAUCCAAUCCCCAACUCGAAGAUGCUUUGCUCCUCUUUAAUCAAGCUGUUGAAAAUCACGGCCUGCCUUCUGAAUCAACAUGCAAUUUUCUUUUAAAAACAUUUUCACAAUCAAAGAAGUAUAGCAUGGUUAUCAAUGUCUACAAUAAGAUGAAGGGUAUCCAAGCUUUUCGCAGUUUCUUAUCAUUGAAAGUUCUGAUCGAGUUUUUCCUGCAUUCUAAUAAGCCCGAUUUUUCUUUUGGAGUGUUGGGCACGAUGGUGAAGUGUGGUUUUCAAGUUAACACGUAUUGUAUAAAUGUUGUUUUAAAUGGACUUUGUCGAAAUGGUGAUGCUUCAAGAGCUGUAAAGGUUUUCAAUGAAUGGUGCAGAGGGUCUGUAUUGCCUGAUGUGAUUACUUUCAACACUCUCAUUACUGGACUCUGUAAGAUACAAAAACUAGAAGAAGCAUUAAGAUUGAAGGUUGAUAUGGAUAAGGGAAAAAACAGACCCAACUUAACUACUUACACUAUUCUUAUGGAUGGGCUUUGUAAAAAAGGUCGAAUGGGAGAAGCAAUGGAUUUGUUUGAUGACAUGAAGCUGAAAGGCCUCAAUCCAGAUGUUGUUACUUAUGGUGCACUUGUCAAUGGAUUUUGCAAAGCUGGGAAUUUCGACGAGGGAAAGAAACUUUAUGAUAGAAUGUUGGAAAAAGGAGUUGAACCGAACACAUUCAUUUAUUCAAGUUUGUUACAGUAUCUUUGCAAAACGAGGCGAUGGGAGGAAGCUAGCGAUUUAUUCAAUGUUAUGUCAGACCGAGGAAUAAAACAGGAUCUGAUCAUCUAUAACGUUUUAAUCAAUGGUCUGUGUAGAGAUGGAAGGCCCAUGGAAGCCAUGCGAUUAGUAGACUUAAUGGCGGAGAAAGGUGAAGAGGCAGACAGAAUAACAUAUAAUUCACUGAUCGAUGGAUUUUGUAAAUCUGGUAUGGUUACCGAAGCUUUAAGAGUCUUUGAAACAAUGACAAAAGGGAAUAAUAAUAAACACGACAUUGUUUCUUACAAUUCAUUAGCUUGGGGUCUUUGCGAGAAUGGGAAGGUUGAUGAGGCGAUGGAGUUAGUAUCUUUGAUGUUGAAAGACGAGAAUCGUGUAAAGCCAGAUCAUCAAUUACUAACAGCUUUAAUACACGGGCUAUGUAAAGAAGGUCGUCUACAAGAAGCGAUGGAGAUUCAUCGUCAAAUGAACAUGAGAGAAAUAUUUCCAUUUACUAUGCUAAUACAUGCUCAUUUGAAGAAAGGAGAUGUUGGUGAAGGAAUGAAGUUAUUGAAGAACGGGCUUGAAAUGGGAUUAGUUCUGGAUUCACAUACUUAUUCAGCUUUGAUAAAUGGAUUCUGCCGAUUGAGAAUGAUGAACAUUGCGAAAGGUCUUUUGAUUCACAUGACUGUUCGUGGAAUUCUGCUUACAACUCAUCAUUACAACAAGUUACUAGAAAUUCUCUGCAAAGAAGGUAGUUUGGAGGAGGCAAAGGGUUUCUUUUUAGCAAUGAGCAAAACAGACAGUAAGCCGAAUGUUGCAUCUUUUAAUACAAUAAUUCAUGGAACUCUAAGAGCAAAGGAUCUACAUUCGGCGAAACUAUUCUUCGAGGAAAUGCUUCAAAUGGGUGUGGAACCUGAUGUUGUAACCUUUUCAACACUAGUAAAUGGAUUUAUGAAAUUAGGACAUUGGCAGGAGGGAAAAGCCACCUUGGAGAGGAUGGUGACUUGCGGUUAUGGUCCUACUGCUGCUGUAUACGAUUCUUUGCUAAAGGGUUUUCUUGCUAUGGGUGAAAAGGAAGAAAUAAUUGGUUUGCUUAGACGGAUGGCAGCUGAGGGGGUUCGUCUUAACGAAGAAAUUACUGGUACGAUUUUGAAAUGUUUGUGUCUUUUUUCUGAACAUGAUAAUGUUGAAGAGAUCUUGCCUAGUUUUCAACAGGAAGUUUCUAAGGUGGUAUCAUCAAGUAUUUCAUGUAAUGAGCUUUUGAAACAACUUCAUUUGUCUCAUCCUGAACUUCAAAUUUAUAGUGAAAUGGUUAUUAGAAAGCAACUUUGCAGCAAUUGCUAUCUCUUGUUUCGUCCUCACACCAAAUGCUUAUCUUCAGCAACCGUAGAAUCAAGUUUCAAUGACAUAGAAACCCAAAUUAGAUCAUUAUGUGAUAAAUCCAGUCCCCGACUCGAAGAUGCUUUGCUCCUCUUUAAUCAAGCAGUUGAAAUCCACGGCCUGCCUUCUGAAUCAACAUGCGAUUUUCUUUUACAAACAUUUUCACAGUCGAGGAAGUAUAACAUGGUUAUCAAUGUCUACAAUAAGAUGAAGGGUAUUCAAGUUUUUCGCAGUUUCAUAUCAUUGCAAGUUCUGAUCGAGUUUUUCCUACAUUCAAAUAAGCCCGAUUUUUCUUUUGGAGUGUUGGGCACGAUGGUGAAGUGUGGUUUUCAAGUUAACACAUAUUGUAUAAAUGUUGUUUUAAAUGGACUUUGUCGAAAUGGUGAUACUUCAAGAGCUGUAAAGGUUUUCAAUGAAUGGUGCAGAGGGUCUGUAUUGCCUGAUGUGAUUACUUUCAGCACUCUUAUGAACGGACUUUGUAAAGAGGGUCGAAUGGGAGAAGCAAUGGAUUUGUUUGACGACAUGAAGCUGAAGGGCUUCAAUCCGGAUGUGAUUACUUACAACACUCUUAUGAACGGGCUUUGUAAAGAGGGUCGAAUGGGAGAAGCAAUGGAUUUGUUUGAUGACAUGAAGCUGAAGGGCUUCAAUCCGGAUGUUGUUAUCUACAGCACUCUUAUGAACGGGCUUUGUGAAAAGGGUCAAAUGGGAGAAGCAAUAGAUUUGUUUGAUGACAUGAAGCUUAAGAGCCUCAAUCCGGAUGUUAUUACUUACAACACUCUUAUGAAUGGGCUUUGUAAAGAGGGUCAAAUGGGAGAAGUAAUGGAUUUGUUGGAUGACAUGAAGCUGAAGGGCCUCAAUCCGGAUGUUUCUACUUACAACACUCUUAUGAAUGGGCUUUGUAAAGAGGGUCAAAUGGGAAAAGCAAUGGAUUUGUUUGAUGACAUGAAGCUGAAGGGCUUCAAUUCGGAUGUCAUUACUUACAACACUCUUAUGAACGGGCUUUGUAAAGAGGGUCGAAUGGGAGAAGCAAUGGAUUUAUUUGAUGACAUGAAGUUGAAGGGCCUCAAUCCGAAUGUUCUUACUUACAACACUCUUAUGAACGGGCUUUUUAAAGAAGGUCGAAUGGGAGAAGCAAUGGAUUUGUUUGAUGACAUGAAGCUGAAGGGCCUCAAUCCAGAUGUUGUUAACUACAACACUCUUAUGAACGGGCUUUGUGAAAAGGGUCGAAUGGGAGAAGCAAUAGAUUUGUUUGAUGACAUGAAGCUUAAGAGCCUCAAUCCGAAUGUUAUUACUUACAGUGCACUUGUAAAUGGAUUUUGCAAAGCUGGGAAUUUCGACGAGGGAAAGAAACUUUACGACAUGAUGUUGGAAAAAGGAGUUGAACCGGACGCAUUCAUUUAUUCAAGUUUAUUACAGUAUCUUUGCAAAAUGAGGCGAUGGGAGGAAGCUAGCGAGUUAUUCAAUGUUAUGUCACACCGAGGAAUAAAACAGAAUCUGGUAAUCUAUAACGUUUUAAUCGAUGGGCUGUGUAGAGAUGGAAGGCCUAUGGAUGCCAUGCGGUUGGUAGACUUAAUGGCGGAAAAAGGUGAGGAGGCAGAUAUAAUAACAUAUAAUUCACUAAUAGAUGGAUUUUGUAAAUCUGGUAUGGUUGCAGAAGCUAUAAGAGUCUUUGAAACAAUGACAAAGGGGAAUAAUAUUAAACCCAACAUUGUUUCUUAUAAUUCAUUAGCUUGGGGGCUUUGCAAGAAUGGGAAGUUUGAUGAGGCGGUGAGGUUAGUAUCUUUGAUGUUGAAAGACGAGAAUCGUGUAGAGCCAAAUCAUCAAUUGUUAACAGCUUUAAUUUACGGGCUAUGUAAAGAAGGUCAUCUAAAGAAAGCGAUGGAGAUUCAUCGUGAAAUGAACAUGAGAGAAAUAUUUCCUUUUAAUAUACUAAUACAUGCUCAUUUGAAGAAAGGAGAUGUCGGUGAAGGAAUGAAGUUAUUGAAGAACGGGCUUGAAAUGGGAUUAGUUCUGGAUUCAUACACUUAUUCAGCUUUGAUAAAUGGAUUCUGCCGAUUGAGAAUGAUGAACGUUGCGAAAGGUCUUUUGAUUCACAUGACUGUUCGUGGAAUUCUGCUUGCACCUCAUCAUUACAACACUUUACUAGAAAGUCUCUGCAAAGAAGGUAGUUUGGAGGAGGCAAAGGGUUUCUUUUUAGCGAUGAGCAAAACAGACAGUAAACCGGAUGUUUUAUCUUUUAAUAUCAUAAUUCAUGCAACUCUAAGAGCGAAUGAUCUACAAUCGGCGGAACAAUUAUUCGAGGAAAUGCUUCAAAUGGGCGUGGAACCUAAUGUUGUGACCUUUUCAACACUUGUAAAUGGAUUUAUGAAAUUAGGACAUUGGCAGGCGGGAAAAGCCACCUUCGAGAGGAUGGUGGCUUGCGGUUAUGGUCCUACUGCUGCUGUAUACGAUUCUUUGCUAAACGGUUUUCUUGCGAUGGGUGAAAAGGAAGAAAUAAUUGGUUUGCUUAGACGGAUGGCAGCUGAUGGGUUUCGUCUUAACGAAGAAAUUACUGAUACAAUUCUCAAAUGUUUGUGUCUUUUUUCUGAACAUGAUAAUGUUGAAGAGAUCUUGCCUAGUUUUCAACAGGAGGUUUCUAAGGUGAUUUGAGAAGAAAAUGGAAGAAUUGUAUUGAAUU
Molecule: messenger RNA, 5099 nt
Organism: Impatiens glandulifera
Lineage: Eukaryota; Viridiplantae; Streptophyta; Magnoliopsida; Ericales; Balsaminaceae
Product: pentatricopeptide repeat-containing protein At5g61990, mitochondrial-like
Exons: 2
Coding region: 188-5071 (1627 amino acids)
Molecular function (GO): protein binding
Source: RefSeq, a predicted model, not a curated record